AUAUGGGGCUGGAGUGGAAGGCGGCCUGUUGCUAGGGGCGGUACCGGCACUUUUCAGACGGUUGCCAACCGAGGCUGGGGCGGGGCGGCGGCUUCCUUCACUACGCGGAAGUGCGAGUAGGUACACGGGGACGUGGAGGUGAAGUGAAACGAAACUUGUGAGAUUCAGCAACGAGCCCCGGGGGAGUCCACGCUGGCAGCGAUGAAUGAGCAUCAAGCGGCGGCGGGAGGUGACAGUCCGGCCCCAUCAGUUGGAGAUGCCGUCGGCAAGAGGAAAGUAGCCAUCAUCACCGGCAUCACUGGACAGGAUGGCUCGUAUUUGGCAGAAUUCCUCUUGCAAAAGGGCUAUGAGGUGCAUGGCAUUAUACGACGAUCUAGUUCUUUCAACACUGGGCGUAUAGAGCAUUUGUACAAGAAUCCUCGCACACACAUAGAAGGGAACAUGAGGCUGCACUAUGGGGACCUCACUGAUAGCACAUGUCUAGUUAAGAUCAUUAAUGAAGUGAAACCCACUGAAAUCUAUAACCUGGGUGCACAGAGCCAUGUUAAAAUCUCCUUUGAUCUAGCAGAGUAUACAGCGGAUGUUGAUGGUGUUGGGACUCUUAGACUUCUGGAUGCCAUUAAAACCUGUGGCCUUAUAAAUACAGUGAAGUUCUAUCAAGCCUCAACCAGUGAACUGUUUGGCAAAGUACAGGAAAUUCCACAAAAGGAGACUACCCCUUUCUACCCUCGGUCACCAUAUGGAGCAGCCAAGCUUUACGCCUACUGGAUUGUAGUGAACUUCAGGGAGGCUUACAAUCUUUUUGCUGUCAAUGGCAUUCUUUUCAAUCAUGAAAGUCCGAGAAGAGGGUCUAAUUUUGUUACUCGGAAAAUUAGCCGGUCAGUGGCUAAGAUUCACCUCAGACAGCUGGAUUGUUUUAGCUUGGGCAAUCUGGAUGCCAAGAGAGAUUGGGGUCAUGCCAAGGAUUACAUUGAGGCAAUGUGGUUAAUGGUGCAACAGGAUGAACCAGAGGAUUUUAUAAUAGCUACAGGAGAGGUGCACAGCGUUCGAGAAUUUGUUGAAAAAGCCUUCAAAUACAUUGAGAGAACCAUUGUAUGGGAAGGUGAAGGUGCAAACGAAGUAGGAAGGUGCAAGGAAACAGGCCAAAUCCACGUGAGGGUGGAUCCCAAGUACUACAGGCCGACUGAAGUGGAUUUUCUGCAAGGAGACAGCAGCAAAGCGCUGCAGAAAUUGGGAUGGAAGCCAAAAGUUGCAUUUGACGAACUGGUCAGGGAGAUGGUAGAGGCUGAUAUUGAGCUGAUGAAGAAUAAUCCAAACGCUUGAGGCCGGAUACCAUUCCACACACGCCAGAGCCGCAAGAUUUCUUCAUGAAACAGUGGGUGCAAUGCAGUAAUGAAAAAGGAGAAAUCCACAAAGGACCAAGGGAACAUGAUUCACAUAAAAAAAACGAUGCUUUUAAAAACAAAGGGUAUUAAAUGAUGUGAUCUUACAAGACAACUCAAACGACAUAAAUGAUUGGUGAUGUGGGACUAGCUGAUGGGAAUAAUGUUCAAUAAUGGAAGUGAUUUUUUAAAACUGCCUUUCAUAUUGUAGACGGGAGAGGGACAACGGUUUUGUACGUUUCUGUCUUUGAAUAAGGUUCUGUCUUAAACCUGACGUGUUACUGAAAGUAAUUCUGCCUAUUAAAACACGUAGGUGCGGGGUUUUAACAGUU
Stegostoma tigrinum is the source of this 1714-nucleotide messenger RNA. RefSeq names its product GDP-mannose 4,6-dehydratase (gene gmds). Gene Ontology annotation, molecular function: GDP-mannose 4,6-dehydratase activity. Lineage: Eukaryota; Metazoa; Chordata; Chondrichthyes; Orectolobiformes; Stegostomatidae. The transcript is spliced from 11 exons. The record is from RefSeq and is a predicted model, not a curated record. Gene Ontology annotation, biological process: GDP-mannose metabolic process. Bases 202 to 1323 code for a protein of 373 amino acids.